Molecule: messenger RNA, 1903 nt
Organism: Ictalurus punctatus (channel catfish)
Lineage: Eukaryota; Metazoa; Chordata; Actinopteri; Siluriformes; Ictaluridae
Exons: 12
Coding region: 245-1540 (431 amino acids)
Source: RefSeq, a predicted model, not a curated record
GAACAAAUCCCUCCCACCAUACACACCCCAUUGCAUAUCACCAAAAAAAAAAUUAUAAAAGAAAAGGGCUUCCUCGUAGACCUACCUUACUCACAUUUUAACCUCAUUCAAACUAUUUUCACCCCUCAAAUUCUACAAAAACACCAACGAUGAAGUCUCAGGUCACACUCCUGCUCAUCUGCAUGCUUUUCUCCAAAGUGCUGUCACUGACUUGUCAACAGUGUAUUCCAAAAUCAUCUGAAAAAUGCACAGAAGAACAGGUGACCUGUGCAGAUCAGUGUCUCACUGCAACCACUUCUCUGUACGGGGUGGUGAAAGGGUGUCAGAUGUUAAUGUGAAGACUUGCGGCACCGCAGAGACAUGUGUAACCGGGAGCAUGAACCUGGGAGCGAUGAAAAUAGUCAACAAUUCCAAAUGCUGCAAAACUGAUCUCUGCAAUGCUGAAACACUGCCAGCUCUUCGGAAGCAGGCUCCCAAUGGGAGAUCGUGUUAUAGCUGUGAUCAUAACGGCUGCUCAGUAACAGUAAACUGUGAAGGACUGAAGAUCGCUGUGUCACUGCAUCAGUUCAACAAGGGAGCAAUACCAUCUCUAUGUGGUGAAAGGGUGUCAGAUGUUAAUGUGAAGACUUGCGGCACCGCGGAGACAUGUGUAACCGGGAGCAUGAACCUGGGAGCGAUGAAAAUAGUCAACAAUUCCAAAUGCUGCAAAACUGAUCUCUGCAAUGCUGAAACGGCUCUGAAGCAGGCUCCCAAUGGGAGAUCGUGUUACAGCUGUGAUGCUAACAGCUGCUCAGAAACAGUGAACUGUGAAGGAAGUGAAGAUCACUGCAUCAGUGCAUCAGGCUUCCCCCAGAACUUACUCACAUUUGAAGACAAUCUGCUUGAUCUUCACACCUCAACUUCUACAGAAACACCAACAAUGAAGUCUCAGGUCACACUCCUGCUCAUCUGCAUGCUUUUCUCAAAAGCACUGUCACUGAAUUGUCAAGGGUGUUCAACAUUAUCUGUACCAUGUUCCAAUGCACUAACUGUCACAUGUCCAGAUCAGUGUCUCACUACAACCUUUUCUGUGAACAUGAGUGGUACAACACUGACAAAUUGGUAUUUGAAGGGGUGCAGCGUGAAAGAACUGUGUGGAAACGGAAGCCUGAACCUGGGAGUGGUGAAAGCAACUAACAACGGCCAAUGCUGCAGCACUGACGGCUGUAACACUGAAACUCCAUCAGUUAUUCCUAAGAAGGAUCCCAAUGGGAGAACGUGUUACACCUGUGAUGCUAACAGCUGCUCAGAAAAAUUGAGCUGUACAGGAAAUGAAGAUCGCUGCAUCACUGGAUCAAUUCAACCAUCCGGCAAUACCGUGCCUCUGAAAGGAUGUGCGUCCCAGAACCUCUGUACUGAGUCUAGUUCAGUAACCCUGCUGGGAAUCACUUUUACAGAUGUGAAGUGUUGUGAGGGGAAUCUGUGUAACGGUGCUGAGACCUUCACACUGAGUUUCCUCCUCAUGCUCAUCCCUCUGCUCUCCUCCGUCCUCUUCUACUGAGCUCAGAGCUAACAAAGCUCCUUUAAAGUUUUAUCUAAUGCAAAUGUUUUAAUGGAAGUAUAAGGGUAAUAGAAAUACAAGUUUAUUUUUGGUUGUUUAAGAUUUUGUUCAUUUGUCUUAGUGCUACCUGAGUUAUAGAUUACACUUCUGUUUGUAGAUCAAUUAUGAAAUCAAAAAGUCUUUAAACUUUAAGCAGCAACAUCCACAUAAAUGGUCUAACAAGUAGGAAAUGGAAUAUUUCUAACUCAGGACUAUAAAUUGUAUUCUAUUUUUCUUUAGCAAAAGCUUUAUUGUAAGAUAACCAAACUGCUUUGUGGUGUACAUGCUUAUUAAAUAUAUGUAAUAAAAGAACACGCAGAUAUA